AUGGCUAUCGAUCCACUUGACCUUUUUAUAUUAAUCGUUAUAAUUGCGGGUUUCGCAGCAUAUUUCUCAAAAGGUAAACUUUGGGCAAAAGAUGGUGAAGAUGUGUCUGCUUCUGGCUCUGGAUCUAGAGAUCUUGUCGAAACGCUGAACGAAACCGGAAAGAAGGCACUUGUUCUCUUUGGUUCCCAAACAGGUACAGCUGAGGAUUAUGCACACAAGUUUGCGAAGGAAUUCCAAUCUCGGUUUGGAGUGCCAACAAUGUGUGCUGAUUUAGCUGAUUAUGACUAUGACAACUUUGAUAAGAUUGCAUCCGAGGUGAGUGGUUUCAAAAUGGUGUUUUUCUUUACCGCGACAUACGGUGAAGGUGAUCCAACGGAUAAUGCUCUUGAUUUCUUUGACUAUUUAGAUAAUGAUUGUGAGGAUCUUUCGGGAUUGAAGUUUGCUUGCUUUGGUCUUGGAAACUCCACAUACGAGUUUUAUAAUGCCACUGGUAAGCGUACAUCUAAGACGCUCAAAAGUAAAAACGCCAAACAGAUUGGAGAGCUUGGACUUGGUGAUGAUGGAAUGGCUACCAUGGAUGAGGAUUAUCUUGCUUGGAAGGACUCGAUGUUCGCUGUUUUGAAGAAUACCUUAAAAUUGGAUGAAAAGGAGCUUGAAUAUGAACCAAGUAUGGAGGUCUCUGAAAAUGACACUCUUACUAAAGAGUCUCCUGAAGUUGCUCUUGGAGAACCAGAUUCACGGUACGUUAAUAUUAAUAAUGAUGGUACUAAAGCUGAAUUUUUCGAUCACACCCACCCAUUCCUGGCUCCGGUUGUGUUCUCUAAGGAAUUGUGUCCUAAAAGACACUGUAUUCACGUUGAAUUGGACCUUUCGAACUCCAAUAUUAAAUAUCUCACCGGAGACCAUCUUGCAAUUUGGCCAUCUAACCCUGAUUCCAAGGUUACCAAGUUUGUCGAGGCAUUAGGCCUGGAGGAUAAGAAAGAUCACGUUAUAGAUAUCAAGUCCUUGGACCCAACUGUUCGCUGUGAAAUUCCUACUCCUACAACUUACGCUGCCGUUAUCAGAUAUUAUUUGGAAAUUUCGGGUCCUGUUUCAAGGCAGUUUGUGAAGUCUGUUGUUCAAUUUUCUCCGGACGAAGAGACGAAGCAAAGAGUUGAAAAGAUUUCGAAUGAUAAAAGUCUAUUCCAGAAGGAAAUAACCGAUAAAGGUUUUAAUGUUGCAGAUGCUUUGCUCUCUUUGAGUAAUGGUGCAAAAUGGAACACGUUACCCUUUGCAUUUAUUAUAGAAUCGAUUGCUCAUAUUCAACCUCGUUAUUAUUCCAUUUCGUCGUCCUCUCUUUACGACAAAGAAAAAGUUCAUGCAACUGUUAUGGUGGAGGCAAAUGAUGUACCAAAUACGACUAGAAUGACAACUGGUGUUUGCAGUAACCUUAUAUUUGACUUAGAGGUUAAGCAGAACCACGUCACUGAUGUGAAGCCAUAUGAAAAUUAUGAUCAGGAUGGACCUAGAGGAAAAUUCAGUAAGUUUAAGCUUCCUGUUCAUGUUCGCCGGUCCACUUUCAAGCUUCCUUCAAACUCUAAUACGCCAGUGAUUAUGGUUGGUCCAGGAACUGGUGUUGCUCCGUUCAGGGGUUUCAUUAGAGAGAGAGUUAAGCAGGCUGAAAAUGGUGACAAAGGUGGAAAAAUGAUUUUGUUUUACGGUUGCAGAAGAUCAACAGAUGAUUAUCUGUACAAGGACGAGUGGCCAGAGUAUGCAAAGACGUUGGGUGGUGAUUUGAAGAUUGUGACAGCAUUCUCGAGAGAGACGGCUAAAAAGGUUUACGUUCAGCACAAAAUGCUAGAGCACAGCAAGGAGAUAUUUGACCUUUUGGAAAAGGGUGCAUUCUUCUAUGUGUGUGGUGAUGCUUCCAGAAUGGCUAGAGAUGUGCAAAAAGCAUUAACCAGCAUCAUUGCAAAGGAAAACAAUAUAUCCGCCGAGGAUGCAGCAGACAUUGUCAAGGAUCUGAAGGUCGAAAAUAGAUAUCAAGAAGAUGUGUGGUAA
This is a messenger RNA of Brettanomyces bruxellensis, 2040 nucleotides long. RefSeq lists its product as uncharacterized. NCBI's taxonomy places the organism in Eukaryota, Fungi, Ascomycota, Pichiomycetes, Pichiales, Pichiaceae. Gene Ontology annotation, molecular function: FMN binding; flavin adenine dinucleotide binding; NADPH-hemoprotein reductase activity. The record is from RefSeq and is a predicted model, not a curated record. Gene Ontology annotation, cellular component: cytosol. Bases 1 to 2040 code for a protein of 679 amino acids. The transcript has a single exon.